Messenger RNA from Cavia porcellus (domestic guinea pig), 8515 nucleotides. RefSeq names its product mitogen-activated protein kinase kinase kinase 13 (gene Map3k13). Gene Ontology annotation, cellular component: cytoplasm. The record is from RefSeq and is a predicted model, not a curated record. Gene Ontology annotation, molecular function: protein homodimerization activity; ATP binding; MAP kinase kinase kinase activity. NCBI's taxonomy places the organism in Eukaryota, Metazoa, Chordata, Mammalia, Rodentia, Caviidae. Bases 2677 to 5529 code for a protein of 950 amino acids. The transcript is spliced from 14 exons. Gene Ontology annotation, biological process: protein autophosphorylation; JNK cascade.
UUUAAAUAGGUAAUACCAGCUUUGUUACAGAUUCAAAAAGGAAAAAAAUAUAUGUCUGCUUUCUACCUCAAAACCUUAGAGGCCCUCUGAAUUCUCUUUCCUACAGACCACUAGUGUUUGUGAUUUAUUCUUCCUGAAAAGUACACACAAUCUGUUUCUGUCUGUCUGUAUAUCUCUGUCUUUCACUCUCCUUCCAGAGCUGGGGAUUGAACCCAGGGCCUUUACAGUGAACUACAUUCUCACCUCCUUUUUAAAUUUUGACACAAGGUCUUGCUAAAUUCCCUAGGCUGGGCUAGAACUUAUGAUCUUUCUACCUCAGCCUUCCAGAGUGCUAGGAUUGCAAGUGUGCACCACCAUGCCUGGCUUUCUAUUUCCCUUAUACUGAGCAAGGUCAAGUGUCUUCAUGUAUUUAAGAGCUGUUCGUAUUUCCUGUAUCAACUUUAAAUAGAACCAGGAUUCACACUCCAAAAAUGUGUGCGUUUGACCCCAUUAAAUGGGAGACAGAAGGGAAGGUCAGGCAUCUGGUUGGAUAUAGCUCAUGUGAUAAAGACCUAGGUGUCUAUUGAGUUAAGAAUAUAAUGCAUUAACAAUAUAAAAUAAUAAAUUUGUAGUAACCAGACUAAGGAAACUGAUAAUUCUACAGAUUUUUUUCUUAAUCACACCUCAUUUGGAGUGCUUUUUUUGGUAUAUUUUAAAAGGAGCAUGAUGAAUUUAAAGCACCCAUUUUUUUUUUUAUUACUGCCAUAAAAAAGUGUGAUCAACUCUAUGACUUAAAACAACACCUAUUUAAGCUGGGCAUGCCCUUCAUCCAGCUCUCGGGUUAAUCCCAGCACUACCGAGGUGAGAGGAUCUGAAGUUUGAACUCACACUGGACAACUUGGCCUUGUUUCUGGUUUUCUUUGAGUUAGGGUCUCACUACAUAGUGCAGGCUGGCCUUGAUCUCACUAUAGAUCCAACACUGAUCUCAAACAUCUGGUAAUCCUCCUGCCUCUGCCUCCUGAGUGCUGGGAUUACCGACGUGCACCAUGAUACCCCGCUCUUCCAGGGCAAUUUAGUAAGAUCCUGUCUUGAAAUAAAAAAUAAAAAAGGGCCGAGGAUAUAACUCAGUCCCUGGGCUCAGUCCUCAGUACUGCAAAAACAAAACAGAAAACCCUACAAAUAUAUUAUCUUACUGUUGUGUAGGUCAAAAUCCAAUAUGAGUUUCACUUGGCUGACAUUAAGAUGUCAUCAAAACUUGUUCCAAAAUCCAUCUCUUGCCAUGUCUAGCUUCAUCUUCAAGGCCAGUAAGAGCUGGUUGAGACCUCAUCUCACCGCUGUCUGACCACAGUUGAGGAACGUUCACCACCUUUAGAAGUUCUUGUGAUUAGAUUGGGCCCAUCAAGAUAAUCUCCUCGGGGGCUGGGGAUUUAGCUCAAGCGGCAUAAGCACCUGCCUUGCAAGCACGUAGUCGUGAGUUCUAUCCCCAGUACCGAUUAAAAAAAAAAGAUAAUCUCCUCAUCUCAGUGUUCUUAACCUUGAUGAAAUCCUUUUGGCCACCAUCGACCAGUCCUGAUGUUUAGGAGGUGGGUAUCUUUGUAGAGAGGGGGCUUAUUCUGCCUUUCACAGUGCUCACUGCAGGAGAUCAAGCGGAUAGUGAAGGAGUCAAAUUGGAUACAGAGAAUUGGAAUAAGAAGAUUUUACGAUGAUCCCAAUGUAUUGUGUGGGCGAGUAGAAGAUAAAGUUUCUGAAGUGAUUUGAGCCCUAAGUAUAUCUAAAACGGUCGCUGCUUCAAAAUCCAGUGGUACAAAAUGCAGACACAUAGUAGUUCAGGAAACAAAGCUCAGUGGAAUGGGAAGAGGAUAAAACGGCAUAACAUUUUAUCUGGCAAAGAACAGAAUUUGGGAUCAAAGUUCUCAUUUCUACAUUAAAUUGGCAGGUGUUUUGAAAGAAAGCACUAAGUUUACCAAGAACUCUGCAUUGUUUCUCGUACUGGUAAUACGGGGAGCAUGGAGAUGAAGGCGAUAAAGAAUACCAAAGAGGGGCUGGAGAUUUAGCUCAGCGGCAUAAGCGCCUGCCUUGCAAGCAGGCAGUGGUGAGUUUGAUCCCUGGUACUGAUAAAAAGGAAAAAGACAAAAAAAAAAAAAGAAUAGCAAAGAAAACCUUUCAGACCCCAUUCAGCCAUUCUUGCACAAUAUAUAGAUUUAGAGCAGGGAGGGAAGCAUCCAUAAAGGAAGAAAGCAAGAUAUUUGAAGUUCAAAAGAAUUUUCUUUUUGACCCUAGGAACAUACUGGAAUGGGAAAUCCCCUCUGAAACCAAAACCCAGCCAUCAGAGAUUAUGAGAUUUUUUUUCAGGCUUUCCUUGGAAUCAUCCUUACAUUUCUCUCUUUGAGCACAUUCAACCUAGCCAUGGAGAAGUUGUGAUAAGUGAUUCUGGACCAGGAGCUGGAUGAACAAACCCUCCUACCUUGCAGUUGGGUGGUGGCUUCCAAGGCCAGUAAAUGUGUAUCACUGUGAACCUGAUCCAGAAAGAGCAGGAAGGGACAAAGUUUAGUCUGUGAGGGAACCGGCGGCUGCUGCUAGUUUCAUGCUGUCUGUCCAGACUUCAGCUUGGUGUUUCUGUGCCCUCUCUUGCACCAGACCUCUGUUCUAAGAGUCCUCUGAGUGUCAUCUCAGCACCGUGCUCACACUCAUGGCACCAUGGCCAGCCCUCAGGAGCACCUGAGCUGCUCCUCCCCUCCACACUUACCCUUGAGUGACCACAAAGGCUUCCCCGGACUGCAAGAUGAGCUCGCGCUUAUGGGGAACCACCCCUCCCUCAGGCUCCCUGAGGACCAGCAGGACAAGGGGGUUGUGCGAACAGAGCUCAUCGAGAGUGUCAACAGCCCUGUGACCACCACAGUGCUGACCAGUGUCAGCGAAGACUCCAGGGACCAGUUUGAGAACAGUGUUCUUCAGCUAAGGGAACAAGAUGAAUCAGAGACAGUGGUAUCUCAGGGCAACAGCAGCACUGUGGAGGGAGAGAACACCAGCGGAACCGAAGACAUCAAGAUCCAGUUCAGCAGGUCAGGCAGUGGCAGUGGUGGGUUUCUAGAGGGACUCUUCGGAUGCCUGAGACCCGUGUGGAAUAUCAUUGGGAAGGCCUACUCCACGGACUACAAGCUGCAGCAGCAAGAUACUUGGGAAGUGCCAUUUGAGGAGAUCUCAGAGCUCCAGUGGCUGGGUAGUGGAGCCCAGGGAGCUGUCUUCUUGGGCAAAUUCCGAGCAGAAGAGGUGGCCAUCAAGAAAGUGAGAGAACAGAAUGAGACGGAUAUCAAGCAUUUGAGGAAGUUGAAGCACCCUAACAUCAUCGCAUUCAAGGGUGUUUGUACUCAGGCGCCGUGCUACUGUAUUAUCAUGGAGUACUGUGCUCAUGGACAACUUUACGAAGUCUUGCGAGCAGGCAGGAAGAUCACACCCCGAUUGCUAGUAGACUGGUCCACAGGAAUUGCAAGUGGAAUGAAUUAUUUGCACCUCCAUAAAAUUAUUCAUCGUGAUCUCAAAUCGCCUAAUGUUUUAGUGACUCACACAGAUGCAGUGAAAAUUUCAGAUUUUGGGACAUCUAAGGAACUCAGUGAUAAGAGCACCAAGAUGUCCUUUGCUGGCACCGUGGCGUGGAUGGCUCCAGAGGUGAUACGGAAUGAGCCCGUGUCAGAGAAGGUCGACAUAUGGUCCUUCGGUGUGGUGCUGUGGGAGCUGCUAACAGGGGAGAUCCCCUACAAGGAUGUGGAUUCUUCAGCCAUCAUUUGGGGCGUGGGGAGCAACAGCCUGCACCUUCCAGUUCCUUCCACUUGCCCUGAUGGAUUCAAAAUCCUUAUGAAACAGACAUGGCAGAGUAAACCUCGCAACCGGCCUUCUUUCCGGCAAACUCUCAUGCACUUGGACAUCGCAUCCGCAGAUGUCCUGGCCACCCCACAGGAAACUUACUUCAAGUCCCAGGCUGAAUGGAGAGAAGAAGUAAAGAAACACUUUGAGAAAAUCAAAAGCGAAGGAACUUGCAUCCACCGAUUAGAUGAGGAACUGAUUCGAAGGCGCAGAGAAGAGCUCAGGCAUGCUUUGGAUAUUCGUGAACACUACGAGAGAAAGCUGGAGCGGGCUAAUAAUUUAUACAUGGAGCUCAGUGCCAUCAUGCUGCAGCUGGAAAUGCGGGAGAAGGAGCUUAUUAAGCGAGAGCAAGCAGUGGAAAAGAAGUAUCCGGGGACCUGCAAACGACACCCUGUCCGUCCAAUAAUUCACCCCAACGCCAUGGAGAAAAUCAUGAAAAGGAAGGGCAUGCCUCACAAACCUGGGGUGCAGACCAAGCGGCCAGAUCUGUUGAGGUCCGAAGGUAUUCCUAGCACAGAGGUGGCUCCCACCACAUCCCCUUUGUCUGGAAGUCCCAAAAUAUCCACCUCCAGUAGCAAGAGCAGAUACCGCAGCAAACCGCGCCACCGCCGGGGGAACAGUAGAGGCAGCCACAGUGACUUCGCAGCUAUAUUGAAAACCCAGCCAGCCCCCGAAGACGCGCCCCAGUACCACAGUCCUCCGCAGCAGCAAUACCAGCAGCCCCCUCCGGCCACGUCGCAGAAUCACCACUCUCGACUCAGUGUGCACGGGCAGGACAUUGCGACCUGUGCCAACAACCUGAGGUACUUCGGCCCCGCGGCAGCACUGCGGAGCCCACUCAGCAACCACGCGCAGAGACAGAUGCCGGGCUCCAGCCCUGACCUCAUCUCCACGGCCAUGGCUGCGGACUGCUGGAAGAGCGCCCAGCCUGCUGAGGGCCAGGCUGGCCCCUGGGGCUGCUGUCAGGCUGACCCUUAUGACCACUGCCACCAGUGCAGGCCGGAGCGGCGAGGGUCCUUAGACCACCCCUCCACUGAGCCAGCACCCGGGAGCCCCGACCUUUCCAAGCCACCAGCACACAAUCCACUCUCGGAAAGCACCCGAGGUGCCCAAAAAACAGAGGAAGAUGCAUUCAAUGGCUGCCGGUCCACCUCGUCCCUCGGAAACCCUCACCACAUCACCCCACCACCGCUACCUCGAAAACCAAGGCCCCUUCAGAAGAGUGGAGAUGACUCUUCGGAAGAAGAAGGGGAAGUGGACAGUGAAGUUGAAUUUCCACGAAGACAAAGGCCCCACCGCUGCAUCAGCAGCUGCCAGUCCUACUCGACCUUCAGCUCGGAGAACUUCUCUGUGUCCGACGGAGAGGAGGGGAACACGAGCGACCACUCCAACAGUCCCGACGAGCUGGCUGAUAAACUUGAAGACCGCCUGGCGGAGAAGCUGGACGACCUGCUAUCGCAGACGCCGGACAUCCCCAUCGACAUAUCGUCGCACUCCGACGGGCUCUCGGACAAGGAGUGCGCUGUGCGCCGCGUGAAGACGCAGAUGUCCCUGGGCAAGCUGUGCGUGGAGGAGCGUGACUACGAGAACCCUAUGCAGUUUGAAGAAUCGGACUGUGACUCUUCCGGUGGGGAGUGCUCUGAUGCCACAGUGCGGACCAAUAAACACUACAGCUCUGCCACCUGGUGAGGAAGGGGCACCUGUCCUGACUGGCUCACAGCGCGAUGGCAUUGCUGGCAUUGCGGACUCCCCCGGCUCUUCCUACUCUGUCCCUUCUUUGUCUGGGAGGACAGCGGCCCCUCUCUCUACCCCUAGAAAUGAGCUGCAAUAACAGGAACAGGAAACUUCUCAAAUCUCUGGGGAAAAAAAUAUCCAAAUGAAAUUGUCUCAUGAACAUUUCAAUCAAGAAUGGCAGGGAUCUAUUUUAUUGAAUAUUCUAGCUACUGUAACAUUGAUAUUUAUUUUUCUUGGACAUUUUAACACUUUGUACUGUAAAGAGUGAACUAUAUAUGAUAGAGUCACAAUAAUUUCUUGCAAAAAAAAAAGGAAAGGAAAGAAAGAAGUGGACUUUAGGAGCAACAUGCUUGGGAAUUUGUGGGGCGGGAGGUAUUAUUGCUGCUUGAACAGGGGACCAGGUCUUUUGGCCAUAAGUGACUGAAGACGCAUCAGAGCAAGACAUAUCGAGCAUUUUAGAAUACAAAGAACACAGAAGGGGAAAGCCAGUGUAGGUAACCUGUGAACACACACAUUGUGUUCAGCCAGCUUGUCCAGGGUGAUGGAAAUUACCUAGAAAAGGCUGGUGACCAUAUGCUAAGGUCUCUGAAGGCAUGUGUUUCCUCUAAGAGGAAAACCCAACCAAACCUUCCCUGCAAGAGCUGCUUCCGUGUCUUAACUCCCAGCAGCAUUUGGUAGGGAGGCUUACAAGAUAGUGUCAUGCCUUGUCCCUGGCAAAUCCUUCCCUUUUGAAUGCUGUCGGUCCAUCAUUACCUUAACCAAUGUGUUCCCUUGACCCAUCUCUUGGUCUUUCAGAUUCAAGCACCAUUUUCCUGUAGCGGUUUGUUUGUUUUUGUUUUGUUUUUUUACAUUCCAGCUGUUGACCACUUUCUUUAGGAAAGGGUUGGGGUGGGAGGGGUUGCCGAGGAAGAGAAAAGGAACAUCUGUAAUAAUAUUAGGAAAACAGAUGUGGAAGGUGUGGAAUUACAAGCUCAGCAUGCUCAGUUCAGCCAAGUGGAGAAAAUGGAACCAUCCCUCUCCUCAUCUGCUGGACUCACACUGAUUCAAACAGAACAGAAUUCGAAGGCAGGGGAUGUACGUGUGCAAUGUCCAUUCCCAGACCUUCUCCUUUGCUUUCAUUAUUAACUCGUUCUAUCCCUGAAGCUUCAGGGACAGGCUCUCCCCAUCCGCAUAAAGGCAAGACAGGCACCUCUCAAAAGGCGACCCCUUUCACACCGUAAUAGCAUUUCUGUUCAUUGCUGCUUGCAAAAUAUAUUUUACUUCACUCUGAAUCAGUGCAGUUUUUGUUAAGUGACUUGGAAAUUGGUGAAGAGAACAUCUGAUGCUAAGCAAGGAAUUGGAAAGGUUUUACACCAUCAAAGCCCUGAGCUCUUCCUGUCUCAAAGGUUACGUGGCUCUGAAGAGCAUCCCACAAGAGUUUCUUGCGGCUUGGCUUUAAGGAGCAUUUUUGUCUUGAACUUUAUGGACAGAUGUUGACCUCAUUUCUGUCUCUGUCUCCAAGACAGGUUGACUAGCCAACAACCUCUCUCUGCUUGCUAGACUUUCCGACCUUGCUUCCUGGGCAUUUCCGGCAAGCCUUGCAGUACAGGUAUUAAAUCAUUUCCAGUGCAGAUGAAACUGGUGCCCCGGCUCUGGGAUGCACGGACUGCAUCAGCCAAAAAGAGAGAAAGGCAAGAGGGAAUUUAAGCCGUCCUUUUUGUUCAUGUCAUCCCUCCAUUGUUUACACGUUUACAUCAAGACAUUGAUUUAAAACGCAGUGUCUAUAAUUUGUAGCUUAUAGGUAGGGUGAAGGAAAUGUUUAACUUAUACAGAGAACAGUAUUGUUUGCAUUAAAUUAUUCCAUUUUGUAUGACUUCUCGUAGCUGGACUACAUUGAAAGAUUUAAGUUAUGGCAUUAUUAUCGUUAUUUUGUUUUAUAUUAUCAUUCUUAUUUUCUGUCGAUCGGAAGGUAGCACAAUGAUUGUGUUGAUUGCUCACUAUGGAUGAUGAUGGAUUUUAUGAUUUGAAUGAAGGCGUGAAGAUGGAACUGCCCUGGUGUCCGUCUUAGCUGUUAUUCCCCAACUGUCUGUGUACCACAUCAAUCAUCAGAGGGGGCGGCCUCUGCCCGGAAGCCCCAAAGGUUACACUGGGGAUUUGACUUGACUGUGAAAGUGCCUGGGUGGAUAGAUGCCUGAGUGGAUAGAUAAAUAAUUUAGAAGCUGUCAUUUCCCAAAUUUCAUGAGAAAUAAAAAUCAUGGGAGAAUAUUAGAAACAAAGAGAAUUAUUGAAUACCCUGAGAGGAACAGGCCUCGAGGGCUGUAUGGACUAGUUUCAAAAAUUGCCAACAUAGAUUACAAUCUUCUUCCUGCCAGAAACCACAAAACCUUUUCCCUCUAGGUGGGAGUGGUAGGAAGACUUAAAAAGAAAGGAAGGAAGGGACAAGAAAGAAAGAGAGAAAGAAGAAAAAAGGGCAUGACAUCAAAUGCCUCGCUGUGAUGCCAUCCUGUAACUAAACUAAAGAUAUUUAAGAAGGCAGGACACUCAAAACCUGAGUCACCUAGAGGAUAGCAGGGCUGGGCCAGCGCCUUGAAAGGUGACCCCGCUCGCUCACACCUGACUGCUGGACAGCUCCUUAGCAGGGGCUGCGACUACGCUGAGUCCCGUUUGUAGUCAGCACAAAACACGGGCGCUUCAGUUUGCUCCUGUGCGGCCCACAUGCAGUGGCAACAGAGAAACGAGGGGUCAGCACCCCACACACAUGUCAUGGUGGUCUUUCUGAAAACCCAGCCCCUACCUCCUCAUUUUGAUUGUUUUUAACUCCCAUCUUGGCUGUCUGUCACGCUAACGCUUCAUCCAGACUGACUCUUAAGAGCCCGGUUGGUGGUCGGGGAAGUAGACCAUGUUGCGUCCUCAGACAUUCCCUGUAUUGUCAAGAUUUAAAUAAAGUCCACAUUGAACACUU